This is a messenger RNA of Juglans microcarpa x Juglans regia, 3981 nucleotides long. RefSeq names its product guanine nucleotide exchange factor subunit RIC1-like. The transcript has 23 exons. Gene Ontology annotation, cellular component: cytosol; Ric1-Rgp1 guanyl-nucleotide exchange factor complex; Golgi membrane. Bases 262 to 3630 code for a protein of 1122 amino acids. Lineage: Eukaryota; Viridiplantae; Streptophyta; Magnoliopsida; Fagales; Juglandaceae. The record is from RefSeq and is a predicted model, not a curated record. Gene Ontology annotation, biological process: retrograde transport, endosome to Golgi; intracellular protein transport. Gene Ontology annotation, molecular function: protein binding.
CAACACAGAUUAAUUUCAAACCAAAAAAAAAAAAAGAAAAGAAAAGAGAGGAAAAAACACGAGAAAUUGGGAAAGAGGAAAGAGCUAUGGUGUUCAGAACUCGGUAGGUUGAGAUCCAACUGAAAAUGGGUGCAUCACUGUGUUUUAGUGAUAGAAAAUGUGUCAGAUCUCUCCCAAAUACCAUAAUCUCUCUUUGAUCCAAGCUGUCUAAGUCCCAGAUCUCUACUACACCGCAAUAACCAAAAUAGCAAAUCGAAGAAGAUGUAUAUGGCAUAUGGAUGGCCCCAGGUGAUCCCACUGGAACCAGGGCUCUGCCCCUCUUCCCAGAAGAUCAUCUACCUCAAGGUCAAUAAUCGCCUAUUGCUAGUCGUCUCCCCCUCUCAUAUAGAGCUUUGGAGUUCUUCCCAGCACAAAGUAAGAUUGGGGAAGUACAAGAGGGGUUCGGAUUCGGUGCAACGAGAGGGGGAGAAUUCGCAGGCUGUUUGGAGCCCUGAUGCCAAAAUAAUCGCUGUUCUGACAUCAUCUUUCUUUCUUCACAUUUUUAAGGUUCAAUUCACUGAGAAAAGAAUACAGAUUGGAGGGAAGCAACCCUCUGGCUUGUUUCUUGCCUCCAUAUCUCUUCUUCUGAGUGAGCAGGUGCCUUUUCCAGAAAAGGUCCUUGCAACGAGCAAUAUUGUGUGUGAUAAUAAACACAUGCUAGUUGGACUUUCUAAUGGAUCUUUAUAUAGCAUCUCAUGGAAGGGGGAGUUUUAUGGAUCAUUUGAACUUGAUCAUGACCCACAUGAUAGCAGUGAAGUUUCUCAACCACCACCUUCUUUGGAUAAUGGCCUGUCUGCUGGUGGUGCUCCAGGAGUUGUUAUCUCCAACCAUAAUAUCUCCAAGAAGUCUGCUAUUAUCCAAUUGGAGAUUAAUCUUCCAUUGAGGUUGCUAUUGGUGUUAUAUUCUGAUGGACAACUGGUGUUGUGUUCAGUAAGUAAGAAAGGUAUAAAGCAAGCUGAUUGUAUUAGAGCUGAAAGAAAGUUGGGUUCUGGUGAUGCUGUAUGUGCUUCAGUGGCUUCAGAACAACAAAUCCUUGCAGUUGGUACCAGAAGAGGGGUUGUUGAGUUAUAUGAUCUGGCUGAAUCAGCACCACUUAUUCGUACUGUGUCUUUGUAUGAUUGGGGAUAUUCAAUGGAUGACACUGGUUCUGUCAGUUGCAUUGCAUGGACACCUGAUAAUUCAGCUUUUGCAGUUGGGUGGAAGUUAAGAGGACUUACAGUGUGGUCUGUUUCUGGGUGCCGUUUGAUGUCAACAAUCCGCCAAAUUGGUUUAAGUUCUGUAUCUUCUCCAGUGGUAAAGAGAAACCAGGACAGUAAGUAUGAACCUUUGAUGGGCGGCACCUCGGUGAUGCAGUGGGAUGAAUAUGGAUAUAGGCUUUAUGCUAUCGAGGAAGGAUCCUCUGAGAGAAUUCUUGCAUUUUCUUUUGGUAAAUGUUGCCUAAACAGAGGAGUUUCUGGCACAACAUAUGUCCGUCAAGUGAUUUAUGGUGAAGAUCGUUUGCUUGUUGUGCAGUCUGAAGAUACUGACGAACUUAAAAUACUCCAUCUUAACCUUCCAGUUUCAUACAUCACCCAAAAUUGGCCACUUCAACAUGUGGCCGCUAGCAAGGAUGGAAUGUUCUUAGCAGUUGCUGGUCUCCAUGGGCUAAUCUUAUAUGAUAUACGGUUGAAAAAAUGGCGAGUAUUUGGAGACAUUAGUCAGGAACAAAAGAUACAAUGCAAAGGUUUGUUAUGGCUGGGGAAGAUAGUUGUCGUCUGCAACUACAUUGACUCUUCUAACACGUAUGAAUUACUUUUUUAUCCGAGAUAUCACCUUGAUCAGAGCUCACUGCUUGGUCGUAAACCGUUGGUUGCCAAACCAAUGGUGAUGGAUGUCUAUCAAGACUUCAUUCUUGUCACAUAUCGGCCAUUUGAUGUCCACAUAUUCCAUGUUAAAUUAUUAGGUGAAAUGACACCUUCUAGUACUCCAGAUUUAAAGCUUUCUACAGUACGGGAACUAUCAAUCAUGACUGCAAAGAGCCAUCCUGCAGCUAUGCGUUUUGUCCCUGAUCAGCUUCCAAGAGAUGGCUUCCCAAAUAAUCAUUUUUCUUCUUCUUCAGAUUUGUUAUUUAGAGAGCCUACAAGAUGUUUGAUAUUGCGGGCAAAUGGGGACCUUUCAGUUCUUGAUUUGGAUGAUGGACAUGAAAGGGAGCUUACUGACUCUGUUGAAUUAUUUUGGGUCACUUGUGGUCAGUCAGAGGAGAAACAAAAUCUAAUCGAGGAAGUUUCAUGGUUAGAUUAUGGUCACCGAGGAAUGCAGGUUUGGUAUCCAUCUCCUGGUUUUGAUCCUUUCAAGCAGGAGGAAUUCUUGCAGUUGGAUCCGGAGCUGGAAUUUGAUCGUGAGGUAUACCCCAUGGGACUUCUACCAAAUGCUGGCACUGUUGUUGGUGUUUCCCAGAGGAUGUCAUUUUCAGCCUGCACAGAAUUUCCAUGUUUCGAACCUACUCCGCAAGCUCAAACUAUACUUCAUUGCCUACUUCGACACUUACUUCAGAGAGAUAAAAGGGAGGAGGCUUUACGGUUGGCGCAACUGUCAGCAGAAAAGCCUCAUUUUUCACAUUGUCUGGAGUGGCUUCUUUUCACAGUAUUUGAUGCUGAAAUAACCAGGCGAAAUGUAAACAAGAGCCACAUCUCAGUCCCUAAAUAUGCUAACUCUCUUCUGGAGAAGACCUGUGAUUUGAUUAGAAAUUUCCCGGAGUAUUUUGAUGUGGUUGUAAGUGUUGCAAGAAAAACUGAUGGUCGACAUUGGGCAGAUUUGUUCUCUGCUGCUGGAAGAUCAACAGAGUUGUUUGAGGAAUGCCUCCAGCGAAGAUGGUACCGAACUGCUGCUUGCUAUAUACUUGUAAUUGCUAAACUUGAAGGCGCUGCUGUUAGUCAGUACUGUGCUUUACGCUUAUUACAGGCGACACUUGAUGAAUCAUUAUAUGAACUUGCUGGGGAGCUGGUGAGGUUCUUGUUGAGAUCUGGAAGGGAAUAUGAACAGGCAUCUACAGAUUCAGACAAAUUAUCUCCUAGAUUUUUGGGCUAUUUUCUAUUCCGUACCAGUUUCCCGAGGCAGUCCUUGGAGAAAAGCAAUUCAAUCAAGGAGCAGAGUGCUCAUGUUGCUUCUGUUAAAAAUAUUCUAGAAAACCAUGCUAGUUAUUUAAUGUCGGGAAAAGAACUUUCCAAGCUUGUGGCAUUUGUAAAAGGCACUCAGUUUGAUUUAGUGGAAUAUCUUCAAAGAGAAAGACAUGGAUGUGCUCGCUUGGAGAACUUUGCUUCAGGGCUUGAACUUAUCGGGCAAAAGCUUCAAAUGGAUACGCUGCAGAGCAGGCUGGAUGCAGAAUUCCUUUUGGCUCAUAUGUGCUCUGUUAAGUUUAAGGAGUGGAUAGUUGUACUGGCUACACUUCUAAGACGAUCUGAGGUUCUUUUUGAUAUUUUCCGGCAUGAUAUGCGGUUAUGGAAAGCAUAUGGCAUUACCCUGCAGUCCCAUCUGGCAUUUGCUGAAUACCACGAUCUACUUGAAGAGUUGGAUGAGAAACUUUCAGCAGUUGUGAAUUUGGAAGAGAAAUGAGGGCAGAUUUGGAUUUCCAAUCUAAGCUCUGACCACAUAUAUGUUGCCAAAUGAAGUAUUCCGACGGUCAAAUCCAGUACACAUGACCACGCAUGCAUCAGUAAAUGGAGCAGACAAUGAGCACAGGGAAACACAAAAAAAUGAUGGUGACCGUUUGGUAAAUAAUCAAUUCAAUAAAAAUGAUGGUAUUGAUGGUCUCAUUGGGAUUACAGAAUUGUUCAUUCUUGUAGAAUAGGAGGAAACAAACAUGUGGAGACCUAUGGGCAGUUCAUUUCUAAUUUUUUGAUUGUUUUUUUUUUUAAUUAUUUCACACUUAUAAUCUCUAUACAUAUAAAUGGCUUGUUCUUCUAU